CACAGGCCUACCUUCAAUCUGCUGCUACUUUUAUGGAAAGGUGGAGGGUGAACAAAUUUGUGGCCGAUUCCAGUACUGGUUACUUGGGUGGGCAUAACCUUACGAAACAAGAAGCCUACUACUUUAACUCCAUCGGAUGGACCGCACCCGUCCAUCUGUAAAUUAGCCAAGUGGGUUGACAACAAGUAGGCUAGAGAAAACCCCAAAUAGGCUAAACCCUACAGCGCACGUCACUGUUGUCGUUGUCGUCGGCUACUGCGCAUGGUAAUGUCACCCCACCCAUGUCCUAUUGAUGGUGAUGGGGCUCCCUGUUUUGACAGUGCACGUGAGGGUCAUUCAUGGAUAACAACGUUGAGGAAAAUGGCUGAUCCAGAGCUAUGCCUUGAGAUGGGAGGUUAUGAUGCAGACUCUUUUGUUGAUCCUCCAGACCCAGAGCUGAUUUGUACCAUAUGUCAGGGUGUUCUUAGAUGUCCAGUGCGGGCGCCUUGCCAUCACAUCUUCUGCAAAAAAUGCAUAUUACAGUGGCUGAAAAGGCAGGAGACAUGUCCUUGUUGUCGAAAGCCAAUUAAUCAUAACUUAAUAUUAGUUAUGUACAAAUUGAGCAGGUCAAUUGGCCGUAUGAAGAUUAAGUGCAAGAAUGAGAUCCGUGGCUGCCGUGCCACUUUUCCACUGGCCGAGCAAUACUGCCACAGCCUGGGCUGCGUGUUCGAGCUGGUGGGGUGCCCGUACCGUGGGUGCCGCGCCCAACUGCUUCGCCGUGACCUGGAGACCCACGCGCGCCACUGCGAGCACUGGAGCCAGCCCUGCCACAUGGGAUGUGGAGCUCUGCUGAGCCAGGGCACGCGGGCACAGCACAACUGCUACCAGCAGCUACGGCUGCAGCAUGAGGCACAGCGGCAGAGCCACCGCGCCAUUGCCGUUGCACUCCAGAGGAAGAUGCGGCGCAUGCAGAAGGCCAUGGCCAACAUGAAGGAGCAGAUCACCUUGAUCUGUGAGAGCCUGGAGGUGAUGGAUGAGCAGGAGGGAGAGGAUGAGGGCAGCAACAAUGAAAGAGACAACAUUAGGUGCUUCUGAAGAAUGUUUUUACCCCUCUUGCUCUGAGGACUAGAAAAGCAAUGGACUGAUUUGUCAUGUUGCAUUCAAAGUUUUUUUGUCAUAAGCACAUGUAAAGUGUACCGAACACAAUGAAAUUCUUAUGUGUGCUUCUCCACAGGCUAGACAGUUAAUAUUAAUAGUGCAAUACUGCAAUAGAAUAAAAAACAAAAUGGAUAUAAAAAUUGUG
Messenger RNA from Alosa alosa (allis shad), 1282 nucleotides. Its product is annotated as RING finger protein 151-like. Gene Ontology annotation, molecular function: zinc ion binding. The transcript is spliced from 5 exons. Gene Ontology annotation, cellular component: plasma membrane signaling receptor complex. Bases 262 to 1074 code for a protein of 270 amino acids. The record is from RefSeq and is a predicted model, not a curated record. Gene Ontology annotation, biological process: positive regulation of JNK cascade; protein K63-linked ubiquitination; tumor necrosis factor-mediated signaling pathway. Lineage: Eukaryota; Metazoa; Chordata; Actinopteri; Clupeiformes; Clupeidae.